GUUGUUUCGUUCUCUGAUAAUGGAAGGUAACAAAUCUUACUUGCACAUACUGAAAUGGAGGAUGUUUAUCUUGAUUCAUUGGUUUUGGCUGAUUGAUGAGAAGACCAUUGGAGAAGUAUUGAAAGUAGUAAAAUGUUUUCCUCCACUCUGCCUCUGUUUCGGUGAGGUGAUAGUCUCUUAUCCUUAUGAUUACGUGUUCUUACAGUUUACUGGUUGGUCUGGGCCCUUUGGAAAUGAAGUUGCCAGGGUGCUUGGUGGUGGUCUUGUGCCAGGUUCAGUUGUUUUGAUUGGCGGUGAUCCUGGUGUUGGCAAGAGUACCCUGUUGUUGCAGGUAUAAGGUGAGAAGUAUUCAUCUCAUCGUUUGCUUCGAGCUGUCAAGAACCGUUUUGGGUCAAUUGAUGAACUUGGAAUAUUUGAAAUGUCACAGUUGGGGCUGCAAGCAGUGUCCAGCCCCAGCGAGAUGUUUUUAAGUGGAGAUCAGCACUCAGAUUCUGAGUUUUUGGCUGGACUCGCUGUUGCUGUGAUUAUGGAUGCAUCUCGUGCUUUCCUUAUUGAAAUUCAGGCAUUAUGUGUCUCUGGCUCAACUGCUUCAAGGCAUGUAAAUGGGAUCCAAGCAAGCAGAGCUGACAUGAUUAUUUCAGUCCUUAAUAAGCAAGUUGGUCUGAAGAUCCAAGAGAAUGCAGUUUUUUUAAAUGUUGUCAGCGGGAUUACA
Molecule: messenger RNA, 712 nt
Organism: Rubroshorea leprosula
Lineage: Eukaryota; Viridiplantae; Streptophyta; Magnoliopsida; Malvales; Dipterocarpaceae
Source: the annotation of a GenBank genome assembly